Pieris rapae (cabbage white) is the source of this 546-nucleotide messenger RNA. Its product is annotated as general odorant-binding protein 69a-like. Bases 89 to 481 code for a protein of 130 amino acids. The record is from RefSeq and is a predicted model, not a curated record. Gene Ontology annotation, molecular function: dibutyl phthalate binding; odorant binding. Lineage: Eukaryota; Metazoa; Arthropoda; Insecta; Lepidoptera; Pieridae. The transcript has a single exon. Gene Ontology annotation, biological process: sensory perception of smell; olfactory behavior. Gene Ontology annotation, cellular component: extracellular region.
AUAGAUGUGACAUUGUGAACUGCUAUAUAACUCUUACACUUUAUCCAAAUCAUCAGUUACAUUUUAAGUCAUCAUCUCAACCUUAAUAAUGUAUUACAUUUUACUGAUGUGUUUAUUAUCAUCAACUCUUGCAAUGGAUGAAGAAAUGGCUGAAUUGGCUAAGAUGCUACGUGAUAGUUGCUCUUCAGAAACAGGGGUUGAUAUUAGCCUGCUUGACAAGGUAAAUGCUGGAGCAGACUUAAUGCCUGACCCAAAACUAAAGUGCUAUACUAAAUGUUUUAUGGAAACUGCUGGAAUGCUGUCAGAAGGUACAGUGGAUGUUGAUGCAGUUAUAGCCAUUAUGCCAGAAGAUUUUAGGAAAAGAAACGAGGACAAAAUACGAGCAUGUGGCACUCAAAAAGGGGUAGACGAUUGUGAUACAGCAUUCCUUACACAGGUUUGCUGGCAAAAAGCCAACAAGGCAGAUUAUUUCCUUGUUUAAUAAUAUUGUAAAUUUUAAAGUGUUUGAAAAAUGUGCUGUAUGUAUUAAAAUUAAAGACACCCUUU